Parascedosporium putredinis is the source of this 312-nucleotide messenger RNA. The record is from the annotation of a GenBank genome assembly. NCBI's taxonomy places the organism in Eukaryota, Fungi, Ascomycota, Sordariomycetes, Microascales, Microascaceae.
AUGAAGUACGCCGCUGUCCUCGCUCUCGCUGGCCUCGCUGCCGCUGGUGCCGUCCCCGCCCAGAACGGCACUGUCUACACCACCGAGGUCGUCACUGCCUACACCACCUACUGCCCUGAGGCUACCACCAUCACUGACGGUGACAACACCAUCACCAUCACCGAGCCCACCGUCGUCACCAUCACCCACUGCCCCGGCGGCUGCACCAUCAAGAAGCCCGUUGUCACCACUUCGGCCCCCGUCACCGCCGGUGCCGCCAAGCUCGCUGGUGCUGGUCUCGCCGCCUUCCUCGGUGCCGUCGCCUUCCUUUAA